Oncorhynchus kisutch (coho salmon) is the source of this 2765-nucleotide messenger RNA. Its product is annotated as TLC domain-containing protein 5-like. The record is from RefSeq and is a predicted model, not a curated record. The coding region runs from base 350 to 1078 and encodes 242 amino acids. The transcript has 3 exons. Gene Ontology annotation, cellular component: membrane. NCBI's taxonomy places the organism in Eukaryota, Metazoa, Chordata, Actinopteri, Salmoniformes, Salmonidae.
AGUAGACACCACCCGACCACGGUAAAGCUACUCCUACAUUCUGGAACCAGGCUAGCAGUAAUUAUAUUUUGUUUUUGUCUGAGUGUUGGAAACUAAUUCACUAAUUUCGUUUAGGGUUGGGUAGCUAUCUGCAGCACCAUUUGCUGACACUGCAAGGUGGGGGAGUUGGCUAUUGAGAUUAGAUUCUCGAGACGCAAUUGUUUGUUUUUGAGCCGAGUAACGUAAUGGACACAAAGAACCGAAGAUGAAGUGACUGUCACCCGAGGGACCAUGCUGGCCACAAAGAGACUAGAGAUGUCACCGACAUGAACGUGCAAGCGGUGCAGAAAUAAGUAUUUUUAGGUGAGGGAUGACAUCGCUGGCUGUCGGCGUGGUCCUCUGCCUAACAGGCUGGAUCACUCUCUACACCCUACUGUGUAGCACCAGUGGCAGCCAUGGCUCUGAGUGGAACUGUAGGCUGGUCACACUGCUCCAUGGAAUCCUUGCAGUCUGUAUAACAGCAUACAUAGGCUAUGUGGAUGGACCUUGGCCCUUCACACAUCCAGGCACAAAGAACACCCCCCUUCAGAUCACUGCUAUGGUCAUUAGCCUGGGCUACUUCAUCUUCGAUAUGGGCUGGUGUGUUUACUUCAGCACAGAGGGCCCGGUGAUGCUGAUCCACCACACCAUGAGCAUCCUGGGUAUCUUGUUGACCCUGAGCUUGGGGGAAUCGGGCAUUGAGUCCUGCGCCGUACUCUUUGGCAGUGAGAUCACCAACCCCCUUCUGCAAGCUCGCUGGUUCCUGAGACAAUUGGGUCGCUAUGAGAGCCUGACAGGGGAGGCGGUAGAUGUUCUGUUUGUAGUGCUAUUUGUAUUUAUGCGCAUAGUGGUUGGCGGAAGGAUGUUGUACUGCGAGCUCAUCUCCACACGGCCCAGGUUCAUUAUAAAGUGUGGGGGAGUUGCCAUGUAUGUGCUGUCUUGGUUGUUCAUGGUGGACAUUGGUCGUUUCGCCUACCACAAGAGUCAAUCCAAAUACAGACGCUGGCGACACCAACACAGAUUGGAAACAGUUAACAGACAUGAUGGAAAGACAGACUGAAAGACUUCCUGAUCUUUAGAAGAUGAAUAUAAACAUCCAAUGUUUAUACUAAUAUACCUUUAACAAAUGAUUAACUAACACAUGGUUGUGUGUAAGAGGAGGGUCAAAGUCACGUCAUUCUUUAAGUAUGAUUAUUGGGGAGACGUCUUUGGUAUUCAGUUUACACUUUUUUUGUGCUCAGUUCAGAAAAAAACAAGCUGCUCAGUUUAGACAUACACUGUUCAUCAGUCACUUUGGAUUAUAACACAGGUUCACUGGAAGGUAAUGUACAGUCCCUUCAGAAAGUAUUCACGUCCUUUUUCCACAUUUUGUUCAAAUCCAUUUCUAUUUGUCAUAUGCUUCGUAGACAACAGGUGAAAUGCUUACUUACGGUUCCAUUUCCAACAAUGCAGAGAGAGUUAAGAUACACAAUGUAAUACUUUAAAAAAAUGUAAAAAAUGUUUUAAAUAUUGACACAAGGAAUAAAUUCACAGUGAAUAAUUAAUAAAAAAUAACAAGUAAAAAUAACAUGGCUAUAUACAGGGAGUACCAGUACCAAGUCGAUGUGCAGGGGUACGAGGUAAAUGAGGUAGCUAUGUACUGUAAUUAUAGGUAAGGGUAAAGUGACUAGGCAACAGUAUAGACCAUAGACAGUAGCAGCUGUGUAUGUGGUGGGUGUGUUGUGUUACAGCCUGAAUUAAAAAUCUAUUAACCUUAGAUUUUUAGUCACUGGCCUACACACAAUACCCCAUAAUGUCAAAGUAGAAUUGUUGUUUGAAAUUUUGACAAAUUAAUUACAAAUGAAAGCUGAAUUGCCUUGAGCAGUGGUGGAAAAAGUACCUAAUUGUCAUACUCGAGUAAAAGUAAAGAUACCUUCAUAGAAAAUGGCGAAAGUGAAAGUCACCCAGUAAAAUAAUACUUGAGUUAAAGUCUAAAAGUAUUUGGUUUUAAAUAUAGUUAAGUAUCAAAAGUCAAUGUAAUUGCAAAAAUGUACUUAAACAUCAAAAGUAAAAGUAUAUAUCAUUUCAAAUGGCUUUUUAUUAAUCAAACCAGAUGGCACAAUUUUAUUUAUAUAUUUUUUAUUUAUGGAUAGCCAGGGGCACACUCCAACACUCAGACAUAAUUUACAAACAAAGCAUUUGUGUUUAGUGAGUCCGCCAGAUCAGAGGCAGUAGGGAUGACCAGAGAUGAUCGUCUCUUGAUAAGUGCGUGAAUUGGACCCAUUUUCCUGUCCUGCUAAGCAUUCAAAAUGUAGCGAGUACUUUUGGGUGUUAGGGAAAUGUGUGGAGUAAAAAGUACAUUGUUUUCUUUAGGAAUGUAGUGAAGUAAAAUUUGCUAAAAAUAUAAAUAGUAAAGUAUAGAUGCCCAAAAAAACUACUUAAGUAGUCAUUUUCACCACUGGUUUUGAGUCUGUAAGUAUUCAACCCAUUUGUUAUGGCAAGCCUGAAUAAGUUCAGGAUAAAAAAUGUGCAUAACAAGUCACAUAAGUUGCAUGGACUCACUCUUUGCAAUAAUUGUUUUUAACAUGAUUUUUUAAAUGACUACCUCAUUAACCCCACACAUACAAUUAUCUGUAAGGUCCCUCAGCCGAGCAGUGAAUUCCAAACACAGAUUCAACCACAAAGACCAGGGAGGUUGUCCAAUGCCUCGCAAAGAAGGGUGCUGUUUGGUAGAUGUGUAAAAAAAAUAAAAAAGCAGAUAUUUAAUA